Messenger RNA from Colias croceus (clouded yellow), 1393 nucleotides. RefSeq lists its product as uncharacterized. Lineage: Eukaryota; Metazoa; Arthropoda; Insecta; Lepidoptera; Pieridae. The transcript has 3 exons. Bases 241 to 735 code for a protein of 164 amino acids. The record is from RefSeq and is a predicted model, not a curated record.
CGCGCGGGACGCACGCACUGAUGACGGGCUAGUUUACCAAAUGAAGACUCCGCGGAAUCGGAAUUCGCGAUCGACGUGCUUUAGUAACGAAAAACCCGCCGGUCAUUGUUGAUUGUGUGUUAUUUUUACAACAUCUAGGAUAAGACUCUUUAGGACUGUUCCCGUUUGUGGCUUAUGAGCCGAGAUGUUCCGAAGGCGCGGUGCCGAUGGCGCGGGCUGAGCGCGCUCGGCUAGGCGCCCAUGCGCGCCUGCCUCCUCGUGUGUGCGGCGCUCGCGCUCGCGGCGUGCCGGCCGCGCGCCGCCGCCGCCUCGCACGCCACGCACGCGGAGCCCGCGCGCCUAGAACACAUCAAGACACAGAUUCUGGCCAAGCUGGGCCUAACCUCCCGCCCCACGCCCCUCGGGACGCCCCCACGUGACGUCGUGCGACAGAUCCUGGCACGGGCAGACACACAUCCCGAGCCAGCGGCGCCGCAAGAGCAGAGCAUGAGGGAGAUCAUAGCUAUUGCUCAUAGAGGUGACGUUGAUGAGAAGGAAAUUAGUUUAGAAUAUGAUACAAUACAUCUUGAUGAAUUCAAUGUACUCCUAAAAUCAGGUGAUAGAAGUAACGUUCGUUAUUUUAAUGAAGGAAUAGGUUUCAAACGUUCAUUAGUAGCUAUGUACAUUGAUGUUGACGACAAGAAAACUGGUAUAAAACCUGAUACAAUACAUCCUGAUAAAUUAAAUGUACUUUAAAAAACAGGCCAUAGACAUAAUAUUCGGUACUUUAAUGAAGAAAUAGGUUAACGUUAAUUAAUUGAUAACCUUAAAAGAAAUAGGACGUAGAAAACAAAUGCGAUGUUCAUAGAAGUGACAUUAUAGUGAAUAUUAGUUUCAAACAUGUCUGAUUAUAUCAAAUUAUCAACUGUAGUCUGUAGUGUUCAAAACCUACUAAAGAGAGACAUAUUACAGUAUUAGUUACUCCUCAAAUAUAAUUCAAACACCCAUAAGCCAUAGGUGAAGUAUCAACUUCAAUUGUCAAUUAUUGUUAACAAUAUUAUCAAUAAUUGUUAACGAAGAAAUAGGUUUCAAAAAUCGCCUAGAGGUUAGUAACCUUAAAGAAUGAAAGGCUCAUAAUAUGUGUAGACUAUAGACAUGAUGCUAGUCAUCUUAAUAAAAAUACGUUUCAAAUGUGUCUGGGCCAUAGAAAUGAUGAUAAACGUAAAAAAGGUAGUCACAUGUUUAUGGCAGUCGCACAGGCGGAGUAGGAUUGUUACUGUUAUUUAUUUUUUUCCUUUCUUUACGUUAUGAUUUUAAUUUAUUCGUGUUCAUGUAUGAGUUUAUUAUGUAAUUUUAUUAAUUAAUAAUUCCUAAAUACCAGAAGACGUAUCCAAAUAAAGCAAUACCUAAAAAU